UUCCACAUCUCAUGCAAAGGCUAGCACAAAGAAAAUGCAGAAUACAAGAGCUUAUAUGUGAGAUGCGCCACAUCAUUGGAAUUUUUUAACUCUAGAAAAACUGGAAAUCACAGAUUUUUCUACUGGAAUUUGCUAUCAUAGACUAGAUAUUUACAUCUACAUCUUAGACUAGAUAUUUAGGACCAUUGAAAGGCUGGAACCCUACUUUUCGGUGGAAGCGAACAAGGAGACCUUAAAUAUGGAGAAGACCAGUACUCUCCCCAUCACGUUACUGAUGCUCAGCUUUCACAUCAUCAUUAUGCACACUUCUGCCUCCGACAUCACUCUUUCGUUACCACAGACGACAAUCAAGGCUCAGAUUGGGGAAGAACUUCAUAUCACUUGUUUAGCAUCAAAAUGUAGGGAUGAGAAGCCUGGCUUCACCUGGUCUAACCUCGUGGACAGUACAUUAAGUGGUACUGUGAACACUGUGGAGAAAAAGUCAACCCUGACCAUGAAGGUUGGUGCUGAGACGGACGGAUCUUACCGGUGUACUGUGACAUGUGAUAACGCACCAGGAGAGAAGCGCUUCCAUAUCGUGGUCUACUCGUUGCCCAGUGAUCCUAUUCUACAUAUCUCCUCUCUUGUGGUUGGACAACAGUCACACAUCACCUGCAUCUUCCCCAACAUCUACCCCUAUGAGAGGCUGGGUGCUGAGAUCCUCCUGGAUGAUAAAGUUGUGGUUACGUUUGACUCUGAAAAGAUCGAUUUGAAUAUAUAUGAGAUGCAAAACAUCAGCUUGACCCAUGAUAUAACCCUGGUGGAAGAGAUGGAUAAGAAAGAGGUUAAAUGUCUGGCUCUACUGGAAUUCCCGGAUUAUGCUAUUGACCCCAUAAAAAGACAUACAGCACAGAACCUCAUUCUAAUGUAUCCUCCAGAAUUACCCCAAAUCACGGUUCUGACAUCCACAAAUGUAAAAGCUGGUGAAGAAAUUCAUCUACUAUGUUCAUCUGACAGUAAAUCCCAGGCUGUUGUCCAAUGGGUGAAGAUAAUGGAGGAUGAAGAGCUUGAAAUGCCAUCUGAUGAUCAAGGGGCUUUGAUACUUUCAAAUACAGUACCAGAAAAUAGCGGGGUCUACAUAUGUUAUGCCGAAAAUAUCGCUGGAAAAACAGCUUCACAGGUGGAGAUCAAUGUGCAAGGUCUACCGGAAAAGCCCGUGCUCUUCUUUAAUCCAGGAACAAAAGUAGAAGCUGGGCAAUCUGUUAUAAUUGAAUGCAUUGUAUACAGCAAUAUAAAGGUUACGUUGUGGAAGAUGUCAGAAGAUAGAGACAUGCUUCUUUUCUUAGACUCAAAGGGGAAAACCAUAAUAGAUGAGGCCGAUCCAAUAGACACUGCUGUAUACAAAUGCAUAGCUGAAAAUCAGUAUGGUGUAAGCGAAACUUCAGAAUCCCUCACAGUGGAAUAUCCGCCAAGGGAAACUCUUCUUUCAUCUUCACCCACUGAUGUAAAUGAAGGAGACACGAUUACUCUGACUUGUGUUUCUAAGGGAGUCCCCAAGCCGAGCAUCUCCAUUUACAAACUUCUAACAUCAGGGGAGAGUGUGCUCCUUUCGAAAGAUCCAGUGGUUACCUUAUCUGAAGUGACCAGUGGAAUUUACCAGUGCCAAGCUAAUAACAGAUUAGGGAGUGACAAAGACAAGUUGGAACUAAUUGUGCAAGCUCCCCCAAAAAACACACGUAUAAUUAUUACUCCAUCACACACGGUGAGAAAAGGAGACAGUGUACAUAUCCAAUGCAUAUCAGAAUCUUCUCCUGCCCCUAAACUGGUGCUGAGGAUGGAAACGGAGCUGGGCAUCAUUGGGUUGGAAUCUGAGCAUGGGCAGUACAGUAUUUCACAUGCUGCAGUAGAGCAUACAGGGACCUACAUAUGCGAAUCAUCCAAUGUAAUAGGACAACAAAUUGCGGAGGCCAAUCUGACUGUACAAGCUCCACCCCAAAAUACUCAAAUAUUCAUAACUCCAUCCUCUGUGGUAAGAGAAGGAGAUAACGUACAGAUCAGGUGCACUUCUGAAGCACUUCCUGCUCCUAGACUGGCCCUAAAGAUGAAAAUGGAACACGACGUGGUUGAUCUGGAGUCUGAAGGGGGAGAAUACAACAUUUCAAAUGCUGAAGUAAGGCAUACAGGAACGUAUACCUGUGAAUCUACAAACGCGGCUGGAAGUGAGAUUGUAGAGACCACUCUUAAUGUAGAAGUUCCACCUAGAAACACCUAUAUCACCAUCAUUCCAUCUCCAGUUGUGAGAGAAGGAGACUCAGUACAGAUUUGGUGCUCUUCAGACGGUUCUCCAGACCCUAGCCUUGUCCUGAAGAUGAAAACAGAAUUUGGAUUAAUUAUGCUGGAAUUAUUUGAUGGCUCUUAUAACAUUACUCAUGCAGGAAUGGAGAACACAGGAACAUACAUCUGUGAAUCCACCAACAGGGUGGGAAAUCAUGUUGCCGAGACUACUUUGACUGUACAAAUUCCACCACGAAACACCACAGUGGUUGUGACUCCAUCACAGAACAUCAAAGAAGGUGAUACAGUCACUAUCACUUGUGAGACCCACAGCAUCCCAUCUCCAACCAUCAUUCUACAGAAAGUGUGUGCCAAGAACAACUCAGUGCUUCAGACCAACAAUGGCACCUUUACACUGCACAAUGUCACCCUCAAUGACACUGGAACAUACACGCUCCAAAUAAUUAGCAGUGCUGGAAAUGAAACAGAGGUCAUCAAUAUUCAAGUGCAAGAACGACAACAGAGUCCAAGAUUCAACCCCACUUCCAUAUUUAUCUUUGGAUCAGUGGCUUUCGUGUCUCUAGGUGCUAUUGCAUCCAUCAUUUACCAUCUCAAGAAGUCAAAGCUACAAGGAUCAUACAGUCUUGUAAAUGCUUUGAGAAGCAAAGUGUGACUUUACACCAGUCGGAUCUGAUGGACAUUUCCAUGUGCUGCUGUGGGUCAGUGUAGGCACAUUUCUGUGGAUGCUGAAUGACACUUGUGGUAGCACAUGUAUUCCGAGAGUCCUUCCGGUAAAUCCAUAAUAAGCUUGUGCUGUCGAGACCUUUGCCUUGUGGUACUUGCAGAGAAGCUGGAUGGAAACCCAGUUCUUCUGCUGUAAAUGGUAAAGACUAAAGCAAAUGAAGACUGUUAUUAGGAAGAAAAAAGACAUCUCAGUUCCAAAUGUAUGGAGCCCUGUGUGUGUGUGAAGAAUCACUAUUUGCACUUGGAUUUUUGUGUUUUGUAUAGUUUGUGGUAAUGACUAUAUUAAUGUGUAGAAUCUGCUCCUAUUUAAGUGUAAUGUUGCGUCGGCAGGUAAUUUCUGACUGUUCCGUCCCCAUUCUCUUGUCUUUGUUCUAUAUGUGGUGAAGAUGUGGAACGUGUGAUGAAUUUUAAUGUGGUCUUUCUCCUUAGGCUGAGCUGAGCUCUAGCCAUCUUUUGUUGGUCAUUGAGAUGAGAAGGCUCAGUCACUGGAGGAUCCAACCUAAAGCCAAGAGACUGAGAAUUUUGUUAUAAUGGAAACAAAGAAAACAAUAGGGCAUCUCAUUGAUAUGGAGAAUGGGUGCAAUUAUCACAAAAAGUAGCCUGUGAAGCUCUGCAUUGGUACAUAAUCUCAUAUAAAAGAACAUUUGAUUCAUUCCAUAGUCUGUCCACCAUAGAUGACUGGUUUGUCACCAGUAGUCUGGUCGUUCAUUAGUUGACAUCAGUUGCAGUUAGGCGAGUGUUAAACCCAACCUUUCUUUUGGGACACUGCGUAUGACCCAUCAUUAUUGUUAAUAAGGUUUAAACUGGUUGUCCAGCCAUUUAGACUUAAAAAAAAAAAAAAGGCCCACAAUGGUCUAAAAUAAUAAAAUAUGUCAUACUCCCUUUACCUCCCACCAAUCGUAUUUGAGUUCUCAGUGCGGAAAAGUGACGGCUCAGUUAAACACUAGAGAUUGGUGGAGGACCUGGGGAGCAUGGUAUUGGAGGAUUGGUAAGUGUACUAUAAAUUCUGAUGUUACCUUGCAUAAUUCGGAGACUUUUUUUAUAUCAUUGGCUGGAAAACCUCUUUAAAAAAGCAGAGUAAGUACCGAAAAGCAAUAAUGCCAAAUACAGCAGCAGAUUUUAGUUACUGUAUGUAUGGCCUUGAGCAGCAGCAGGAGAUACAUCCUACAUCCAGACUUGCGUGACAUAUUGUUUUAAAGUGCAUAUUACUGAAAAUGUAUAUGACUAUUUUGAAUACUAUGCACUAUACUACUACUACUACUAUUCGCCUUCAGAGCAUAUAUUAAACAUAGUAUAUUCAAAAUCGGAUAGCACACUGUAGAUUUUGGAUCUGCCAUAUAUGUCUCUCCACCGCCCUGCACAACCAUAGCAGUCACUUUAAGAUGUGCUGGGACUUUAAAACAAAGAGUAAGCUCCCUGAUAGAUGGCAGUCAGCACAUCACAGUAUUUGCUGUUUCUACUUUUUUGAGUUUUUUUUUCAAGUGCCUACAUCUCAAUAUCUCCUCCAUGUUUGAAGUUGGAUCACUGGUAUGCCUAUGAGCCUCAGUGUUAUGGCAGCUUCCAUUUUGAGCCAUGUAUCAUCUUCGUCUACCAGUGAACAGUCACGUUUGCAGCUCUACUAUAGUGAAAUGGUUAAACAGAAAUGUUGCAAAAUAUUCUAUAGGAUGCUGGUCAUUACACGUCUACAAUCUGUAACUAAAUCAAAAUGACUGUGUUUUUGUAGUAAAUGUGUUUAUGAGGUCCAUAAAUUCUGAGUUUAUUCACAAAAUGAUAUUUUUGAAGGAAUAUAUUUAAAUUAAAGGUUUAUAGAGUUA
Molecule: messenger RNA, 4811 nt
Organism: Bufo gargarizans (Asiatic toad)
Lineage: Eukaryota; Metazoa; Chordata; Amphibia; Anura; Bufonidae
Gene: VCAM1
Product: vascular cell adhesion molecule 1
Exons: 11
Coding region: 239-2926 (895 amino acids)
Source: RefSeq, a predicted model, not a curated record